This is a messenger RNA of Dromaius novaehollandiae (emu), 690 nucleotides long. It is a transcript of the gene CRYAA, whose product is annotated as crystallin alpha A. The transcript is spliced from 3 exons. NCBI's taxonomy places the organism in Eukaryota, Metazoa, Chordata, Aves, Casuariiformes, Dromaiidae. Gene Ontology annotation, molecular function: structural constituent of eye lens. Gene Ontology annotation, cellular component: cytoplasm; nucleus. Bases 6 to 527 code for a protein of 173 amino acids. Gene Ontology annotation, biological process: lens development in camera-type eye; protein refolding; response to heat. The record is from RefSeq and is a predicted model, not a curated record.
CAAACAUGGACAUUACCAUCCAGCACCCUUGGUUCAAACGUGCUCUGGGACCCCUGAUUCCAAGCCGUUUGUUCGACCAGUUUUUUGGAGAGGGUCUUCUCGAAUACGAUCUUCUGCCUUUGUUCUCUUCCACUAUCAGCCCUUACUACAGGCAGUCUCUCUUCCGCAGCGUGCUGGAGUCAGGCAUUUCAGAGGUGAGAUCUGACCGGGAAAAAUUUACAAUCAUGCUGGAUGUAAAACAUUUCUCUCCUGAAGACCUAAGUGUGAAGAUUAUUGAUGAAUUUGUGGAAAUCCAUGGCAAGCACAGUGAAAGACAGGACGACCAUGGCUACAUCGCCCGUGAAUUCCACCGCCGGUACCGCCUGCCCUCCAACGUGGACCAGUCCGCCAUCACCUGCUCCCUCUCCAGCGACGGCAUGCUGACCUUCUCUGGCCCCAAGGUCCAGGCCAACAUGGACCCCAGCCACAGUGAGAGACCCAUCCCUGUGUCCCGGGAGGAGAAGCCCACCUCUGCACCUUCCUCUUAGGCUGAACCUGCUGCUGAAGUAUGCAGGCUGCCACGAUCUGCAGGCCUCAUUCCCAGAGCCGUUGUGUAGAUAUCAGUGAAUAUCUAGAGGGUAUUUUUUUUUCCUGUUUCAGUUUUUUUUUCUUGGAUGGAAUGAGGGGCUGGGUGAGCAGCUGGUGGACUUU